GGGCGGGAAGGGGAGGGGGAAGAAAGAGAAAGAGAGGGACGGAGGAUGCGGUGGUGCUCCGGGCCUGGCUGGGGGGCGCCGCCAAUGGCGCUGUUCCCGCCGGCGGCGCUGCUGCUGCUGCUGCUCCCCCUCCCGCCUCUUUUCCAAGGGGCGUCCGGGGAUCCGUGCGCCGCCUCGCCUUGCUCUUGCCGGCGAGGUGUGUUGGACUGCAGCCGCCUCCGCUUGUCCGGCCUGCUCUCGCCUUUGCCUCGCAGCGGUGGCCCCUCCGCGAGAGAUUUGAGUCAUUUAUUAUCUUCUAACUGGAGCAUUGAUUCACCGGGUCAAACACUACAAGAAGUAAAAAUGAAUUACAAUGAGCUAACUGACAUUCCAUACUUCGGUGAAUUAACUUCUAAUAUCACACAACUCUCGCUAAUGCAUAAUACAAUCUCAGAGAUUGUCCCUGAUCAGCUACAGCAUUACAUUUCCUUGGAGAACCUCGACCUCAGCUCUAACCUAAUCUCUGAAAUCAAAGCCUCUUCAUUCCCACGGAUGCAGCUGAAGUAUCUGAAUCUGAGCAACAACAGAAUCACUACUCUGGAAGCAGGCUGUUUCGAUAACUUAACCAGCUUCUUAAUCGUUUUGAAACUAAACAGAAACAGAAUAAGCAUGAUUCCACUGAAGACCUUCAGGUUGCCUCAUGUACAGUUAUUGGAACUUAAAAGAAACCGAAUUAAAACAAUAGAGAGCCUUACCUUCCAAGGCUUGGACUCCUUAAAAUCAUUAAAAAUGCAGCGGAAUGGAAUUAACAAGCUAAUGGAUGGUGCCUUCUUUGGACUGGAUAACAUGGAAGAAUUAGAACUGGAACAGAAUAACCUGACAGACAUAAACAAAGGUUGGCUGUAUGGUUUGAAGGCAUUACAGCAGCUCUAUAUCAGCCAAAAUGCCAUUAACAGGAUCAGUCCUGAUGCGUGGGAGUUCUGCCAAAGGCUUUCUGAGCUUGAUCUAUCAUACAACCAGCUGACCCGCCUGGAUGAAUCUGCUUUUGUUGGACUGAGUUUAUUGGAGAGAUUAAAUUUGAGUGACAACAGAGUCAGUCAUAUCGCAGAUGGUGUCUUUAAAGGACUUUCAAAUCUGCAGUCUUUAGACUUGCGAAAUAAUGAGAUCUCCUGGGCCAUAGAAGACUCAAAUGAAGCAUUUGUUGGACUUGACAGGCUCAAUAAAUUGAUUCUGCAAGGAAACCAGAUUAAGUCAAUCACAAAGAGAGCAUUUUCUAGCCUUCAGGCUCUUGAAUAUCUAGAUUUGAACAACAAUGCAAUAAUGUCUAUUCAAGAAAGUGCUUUUUCCCAGCCUCUUCUUAAAGAACUGGUAUUGAACACUAGCAGCUUACUGUGUGACUGCCAGUUGAAAUGGCUGCCCCAGUGGCUUAACCACAACCAUUUGCAGGAUGCUGUCGGUGUCACUUGUGCCCAUCCCGAAUGGCUGUCUGGCCAGAGCAUCCUCAGUGUAAACCCUGAAGACUUCAUCUGUGAUAACUUUCCUAAGCCACAGAUCAGAGCGCAUCCUGAGACUGCCAUUGCACUAAGAGGCACCAACGUCACCCUGACUUGCAAGGCGGUGAGCAGCAGCGAUUCGCCUAUGUCCACCACCUGGAGAAAGGACAGUGAAAUACUGUAUGAUGCAGACAUUGAGAAUUUUGUCAGGUACCAGCAGCAAGAUGGUGAAGUACUGGAGUACACUACUCUCCUACACCUUUUCAAUGUGAACUUCACUGACGAAGGAAAAUACCAGUGUAUCAUCUCCAAUCACUUUGGAUCUAAUUAUUCCAACAAGGCCAAGUUGACUGUCAAUGAGCUGCCUUCUUUUGUGAAAACUCCAAUGGAUCUAACAAUCCGGACUAGAGCUGUAGCUAAAUUGGAAUGUGCUGCAGAAGGCCACCCGCCACCUCAGAUUUCCUGGCAGAAAGAUGGAGGCACAGACUUCCCUGCAGCUCGUGAAAGGCGCAUGCAUGUGAUGCCAGAAGACGAUGUCUUUUUCAUAGCAAAUGUGAAAAUAGAAGAUAUGGGCAUCUACAGCUGCAUGGCACAAAAUGUGGCCGGGAGUCUAUCGGCAAAUGCCACAUUGACAGUGCUAGAAACACCUUCAUUUGUCAGGCCCCUGGAAGACAGGACUGUGGCCCAAGGUGAAACAGCAGUGUUGCAGUGCAUUGCUAGUGGCAGUCCUGCCCCUCGCCUUAACUGGACCAAAGAUGAUGGGCCUCUCGCAGUAACAGAACGACAUUUUUUUGCUGCCGCCAAUCAACUCCUCAUCAUUGUAGAUGCUGGAUCAGAGGAUGCUGGCAAAUACACUUGCAUAAUGUCCAAUACACUUGGCACAGUGCGUGGCCAUAUUUACCUGAAUGUCAUAUCCUCACCAAACUGCGACUCUUCCCAAACUUCUCAAAGUGGCAUGGAAGAAGAUGGUUGGACGACAGUUGGCAUUGUGAUAAUUGUUGUAGUCUGCUGUGUUGUGGGCACCUCAUUGAUAUGGGUUAUUGUUAUCUACCAUAUGAGAAGGAAGAGUGAAGACUACAGCAUCACUAGCACAGAGGAGGUAAAUUUACCUACUGACAUUCCCAGUUACUUAUCCUCGCAAGGGACUCUGUCAGAUCCACAGGAAGGCUAUAGUAAUUCUGAAGCAGGAAGCAACCAGCAACUUAUGCCUCCCUCCAACGGAUAUGUGCACAAAGGCACAGAUGGUGGCACAGGGUCAUUGGUAAUCUGCUCAGAUUGCUAUGACAAUGCCAACAUCUACUCCAGAACCAGAGAAUAUUGUCCUUAUACAUACAUCACCGAAGAUGACCCACUUGAUCAAACGCUUUCCAGCCUAAUGGUGCAGAUGUCUAAAGAGCCCUAUCCAGUAUGCCCCCAGCAUGAAGCCAUCACUCUGGAUAGUCUCUCAGGUGACAGAGACAUGUCUGUUUUCCUUAACAAUCAAGACAGACUACAUGAGAGGAAGCCAUGCUCUCAACCAUGCAGCAGUGAUCCGUUUCAGCUGCCUUUAUGGGGCAUCAAUAAAGAUAUGGGAUCAUUGCAUCCUCACUUCUCAACUCAACCAAAGACCCAUGAGGUGCCUCGAGUUCUGCAAAGUGAAUGCAUCACAGAGACUGAACGUGAGCAAGCUAUUUCCCCCAAACCUUGCCACAGGUUACAUGAACAUAACUUUGACUUUAACAGGACUCGGAACAUACAGGAACAUCAUGAAGCUACAUAAAAUGCAUCAAAAGUAAGAAGCCGCCUUAGCUGCAGGCUUGGAGUUAACAGUAUCUUUACUACCUCAGGUUUGGCCUCAUGGUCAAAGAUGUUCCAUGCUUGCAACAGAGGCUUACAGAACAAUCUUAGGCAUCUCUAGCCAGAAGUAAGUCUCUUUCAAGUUAAAUGGGUCCUACUCCCAGGUGUGUAUGUGUAGCAUUGCAGCAUCAGUGGACAAAAUUAGUGACUACAAGCUACAAGCAAAGAGGGAGAAAGGAAUGACAGAGUCCUUUCCUUCUGUUCUGCAUAAGAUGUGCACAAGGCUCAACAGUCUAAUGAACUGAAUGGUGGGCAGAAAAGAAUUAAGGAUACACAGCAAUUGACAUGAUAAAUGAGAGGUUUUUGUUUGCCUGGGAGCAGUCCCUUGAAAGCUUCACAGAUGUUUCCUGCUGAAGAAAUAAACUUUUAAGAGCCCAUUUUCAGGAUCCCUCAGUAAUUGUAAGCAUGAAGCACUUGAUUGACUUAUUUUCUCCUUCUGAUGACUAGCUGGGACUCAUAUCAUUGUGCCCAAUCGCAAACUUACUCUACCCUUUCUGUGACUAAAAUCCUUCAGUUGUAAAUACAUUUGCGUAAUAUAAAUAUUUUGUAUACACUACUAAACACAUUCAGGCUGAAAUGUUUUAAAACAACAACAACAACACUAUGCCGAAAACUACAUAUUGUCCUGUCAUUUGGACAUUUGCUGACCUGAUACUAUAAAUGGCUUGUUUCCUAGGAUUGAAGGCUUGAGGGCCAGUUCUUACAAUAAUGUUUUGCACACGAUGGUUAUAAUUACCAUAUGAUACUUCAUUAGUAGAAGUUUUCAUUGUGUGAUGGCUCUCCACACGUUUUUGUCGUAGGUGUGGGUAGUAACUAUCUUGCAUGGGGCUUUCAUGUGAACUGGUCCAUACCAGGGCAAGCCCAAGUCAUUGUGCUACCUGAGGUGGAAGGAAAACAUGGUGCCCCUGCCCCUUUUCUGUACAGAAGCCAAGUGGAUUGAUGGUUGAACAUUGGCAGUGGGCAACAUCCCUGUCACAUCUGAGGGCAACGGACUAGCUAAGAAGUGCAGGGUAAGCCAUGGGGGCACUCAAAUGUAUGUAUUCCAACACUGCACUGCUGCUACCCUUUCCCCAGCUUCUGCUGCCUGAGGCAGCCAUCUCAUUCUACCUAAUGGUAGGGCUGGCCUUGCAGAGGAGCAGAAACAAGGUUAGAGAUACGCAAUUUGGGCACCAAACUUAGCUCAAGUGUUUUCCUGUGUCAGUUAAUGUUGAAAGUCUCAGGUAAAUGAGCUGUCAAGUUGGGUGAUUUUCUAAAAUUCACACUGCUGUGAAAGAUUAACACCAUGGCAGCACUAUGUCCUAGAGAUUAGAAAGAUGGAAGUGAUAAUGUCUGUAUGUGGAUGAGCUGUCAAAGGUUCGGUAGAACUUUUAUAUCUCAAAUAAUGCUUUCCGGUGAGAUCUGAGAGAGAUCAAGUGUCGGACAUAACAUGGGUCUUCAGAUUUAAUGAGGCAAACACCUGUAGCUAGCCAUAGAGGAAAUCUUGGUUAUUCCAGCUGUCACAGCAGGAAUGGAAAGGAAUUUCUCACCCUUCAAACAUGCUGUUGUACCCCAAAUUGUCUCCUAUAGCACAUGAUCAAAAGUAAGGGGAUUUGGGGAGAAAUUGCAAGCAAAGGAAUGUUAACUCAGGGUAAAGAAGGCCACACUAUUGGUUUUUACUAAUCUUAACAUGCUGUGACAUUUUGGGGUUCUAGAGUGCAGUUUGAAGACAUCUUGCAAGCUGUAAAUAUGGAAUUAGAGAUAAUUAUAUUAUCUAUGGCCUGGUAUUUUCUAACGUCGGAACAAAACACAUGAAAAACUAUAUGUGCAGAUUAGCCACAACCCAAGUUCCAUGCAGCAGUCUUUCCUUACAGCCCAGUAAAAUGUGUUACCUGGACUGUUUGGGUGUCAUUUUAUAUUAAGAUGAUGUGGGUAAGAAAAGCCUGUUGGGACAAUCAACACCCUAGUUAAUUUAACUAAUUUGCAUACAGCUCAUUAUGAAUCAGACUGGGCCAGGUUGAUUGCAGGCUUCCUUUCAGUAGUUAGAAUUCUGGGAUUCUCUUAUGGCUGUGUAUCCUCUUACAUGAAGCCAGAGUUCUAGCUGAGAACAACUGUACUUUCUUAUUCCUUUGUACUUAAGAAUCCCCAGAGGGCUUGUCCCAGUUACAGCAAGAGCCCAGCCAGGUACCUAAGCUAUACAAGUGCAAACUCAUUUCAUGGCAGUUCCUUGCCUUUAUUUUAUUGGCAGUAGUGGAUAGUGCCAACUCUCAUGCUGCUUAUUCCUGCUUUAUAUUACGCCCCAAAGUCUUACAGGGUUCUAAAGCAGGGGCCUUCAAAAGUGUCUUAAACAUCUAAAGCCAAGUCCGCAAGAAACCUAAAUCCACUCUUUCUCGGAGCAGAGAGAUGUAGCCAUCUAUCUUUGUCUCUGCCAGGUGUUUGCUUCACAGUACUGAAUGUAUAUGAUCAGCAUUAGAGUAUCACUGCUAACUGCCGCCUCCUUCACUGCUUGAUGCCUUAUUGUCUGUGAUAGCCCAUAUCUGAUCUAUAGCAGCAAAAGUGAAAAUACUGGAUAUGCAAUAUUUGGGUGGGGAGGGGUCAGGGAGGAGGAGACCCAUUCAAUCAUUCACAGAACAAAGGCACUUUGGUCUCAGAUGUCAGGGGAUUUGGUCUUAGGCCAAGAGUUGUGCAAGAUAAGUGUCUUUCAUUUAGACAGCCCCUUGUGAAGUACUGUGUGCUUUUAAGGGUAAGAGUAAUGCAGUAGCUAAAGCUGAUCUGGUCUGCUUCACAUCUUUUGAAGAAAGGGCAGCUGGCAUGAAUUGCUCUUUUGUAAUCCAAGUCAAAAGUGUGUCAUGAUGCACACUGUGGUUAAAAUCAUUCAUUAAUGGAAGACUGUACUGCAGUGGUAUCUCAUGUUGCUGAUUCUGCAUGUACAGCAGCACAUGCCUCCAGUUAAAGCAUUCCUUUCCUGCCUGAUGUAAAGCAGUUCAAGUAAAUGAGCACUUGCAGCUCUCUUCCCAUCCCCACCCACCCACCCUAAAAAAGUUAGGGCAGCUUGACUUUCCCAUAGAAAAUCCGGUAUGCCUUAUGCAGGUUUUAGGAAAGAGGCUGGCAAAGUGUACAGUGACAGGGUCUCAUCAUGUAUCUACAUGCAUUACUGGAGUGAGAUAUGCCCAGGAUUCAAAUGAGCCAUGGCAUAAAUGGUGCUGAGUGCUCACACUAGAAACUUAAAAGCCUAAAUACAGAGAGAAAUUUACCAGCCCAAGCCUUUUCAUCCGUCACUCAACUUUUAGUGCUUUACCAUCGUGGCAAGAUGGUUGUGUAAAGUCAUUCACACAGGUUUAGCGGAGUGAUGGGAUUUAGCAGUAGAGCUGGAUCUUUGAGCUGAGAAUAUUCCUGCACGCAGAGGAAAGAAUCUUAAGAAUUGUGAAGUGCCUCAUUCUAUGUGUGGUAUAAAUUGUGGGGGGCGGGGGGGACUCCUUGGGUGAUUUUUUUCUCUCAUUCUAAAAUAAAAGUCACUGUAAGGGAUAUUGUUUGGGAUUGAAGCAAGGGCACUUAAUUUUGAAACAUGCUUCACCCAUCUCUUCACCCAACAUGUUUAAAUUGCUGGGAGGAAAGUUUUUUCCACUGACUAAUACUUCAAUUUUUGCCAAUGCCAAAGUAAUUGUAGCUGGACAUUUCCAAGGCAGCACAAACCAAUGCCUCCUUGCUUGCAGCUGUCAUUUCCUUGUAUCUAUUUAUAUUUUUCUCACUUAUCAGAAUGUAUAUUUUGUAUAGCAUGUGUAAUAUGUUUGUCUAUUGUAAUAUACCUUCAUCCAAUAAAGAGACACAGCGAA
Zootoca vivipara (common lizard) is the source of this 7117-nucleotide messenger RNA. It is a transcript of the gene LRIG2, whose product is annotated as leucine rich repeats and immunoglobulin like domains 2. The record is from RefSeq and is a predicted model, not a curated record. Gene Ontology annotation, molecular function: protein binding. NCBI's taxonomy places the organism in Eukaryota, Metazoa, Chordata, Lepidosauria, Squamata, Lacertidae.